Molecule: messenger RNA, 438 nt
Organism: Lentinula edodes (shiitake mushroom)
Lineage: Eukaryota; Fungi; Basidiomycota; Agaricomycetes; Agaricales; Omphalotaceae
Product: ribosomal L27 protein-domain-containing protein
Exons: 4
Coding region: 1-438 (145 amino acids)
Biological process (GO): translation
Cellular component (GO): mitochondrial large ribosomal subunit; ribosome
Molecular function (GO): structural constituent of ribosome
Source: RefSeq, a predicted model, not a curated record
AUGGUUUUUCUAGGUCGCUGUUUUGAUGCAGCAACAAGGAACCCUUUUGCUGCAUUUGGGCUAGGUGCCGUUCGUACUGCAACGAAACGUGCUGGUGGUACAGUAGCUAAUCACGGUGGCUCUGCUGGUAGACGUCUUGGUGUCAAAAAAUUCUCUGAUGAGUAUGUGAUUCCUGGAAAUAUCAUUGUUCGACAGCGCGGUAGUGUCUUUCAUCCUUCUCAAAAUGUCGCAAUGGGCAAGGAUCACACAAUUUACGCUCUCGUUCCUGGAUACGUCCGAUUCUACAAGCAAAAGUAUAUGCGUGGAGAAAGGAAGUUUGUUGGUGUCGUCUUGAAUCGUGGCGAAAAGCUCCCCCGGGAUGAAUCAGAGCUCGGUCGAAGUCGUUACUUUGGCCUUGUAAAUGUCAACACACCACAAACCGUAUCACCAACAUCAUGA